Messenger RNA from Kwoniella shivajii, 666 nucleotides. RefSeq lists its product as uncharacterized. Lineage: Eukaryota; Fungi; Basidiomycota; Tremellomycetes; Tremellales; Cryptococcaceae. The transcript has 2 exons. The record is from RefSeq and is a predicted model, not a curated record. The coding region runs from base 1 to 666 and encodes 221 amino acids.
AUGAAGCGUGUCUCUUCUUACUAUCUGUUCGAAACUGAGCUUAUUUAUCCGUCAAUCAAGGUCACCAUGAGUUCAAAAGGUUUUGGAAGCUUCUUUGCUCGAUCAUCAGGUAUCUCAGGCUCUACGGGAAGCAACCCUCCUACCUCCACGCCCUCAUUGAGACACGGAGCCGAUACGGCCAUUGGUUCACGCCUUGACCUCGAAAUAAAGUCAACUCAAGCUCGCCUGGUCAGUGAAUUUUCAAGACAGAUAGCCGAGGACAUAGAGAGGCGCACUCCAUUCAAUUGGUCUAAUAGUGAAUUACCCACUAUGGAAGACACCUUGAUCGUGAUGGAAAGAACCAAGAGCACAUAUAUUACUGCAUUCAAGAGGCAACUGGACUCACAUCUCAAGCACAGAAUUGAUAAAAUGGUGUCACACAUUGCCAGCAAAGGGGGAGAUCCUGAAACUGAGCUCAGCAAGCUUACAUCCGACCCAAGAGCCGAACGUGUCGACAUUGGCACGGACGACAACGAAAUCGGUGUCAGGGACUACAACUUAUGGUUUUCCCUGGACAAUUCUAUGUAUGACAUCUAUACGAAGAAAAAACCAUUGAAGUGCGAAAUUAAAGACAUGAACACCACCGCCAUUGGGAAUAAAUACCGGCCAUGGCAACAGAGUAUAUGA